This is a messenger RNA of Medicago truncatula (barrel medic), 1483 nucleotides long. RefSeq names its product indole-3-acetate O-methyltransferase 1. Gene Ontology annotation, molecular function: methyltransferase activity. Bases 139 to 1287 code for a protein of 382 amino acids. The record is from RefSeq and is a predicted model, not a curated record. Lineage: Eukaryota; Viridiplantae; Streptophyta; Magnoliopsida; Fabales; Fabaceae. The transcript has 4 exons.
AUAUAUAACUCUCUUGGCUCUCAUUUUACCUAUCAUAGAGACAUUGAAAACAACACAAGCAUAUAUUUUAAUAUAUAUUGACACAAACAUUUCCUUCAUUUACUUUCUAGUAGUUUCACUUCAUCAAAUCACUUAGUCAUGGGAGACAAUGUUGUAGUAUCCAAUAUGGAGCUAGAGAGGUUGCUUAGCAUGAAAGGUGGUAAAGGAGAGGCUAGCUAUGCCAACAAUUCCCAAGCACAGGCCAUACAUGCAAAGUCAAUGCUUCACCUUCUAAAAGAAGCACUAGAUAAAGUUGAGCUUCAUGACCCUAACAUUCCAUUUGUGGUGGUGGAUUUGGGUUGUUCAUGUGGGAGUAACACAAUCAAUGUUGUUGAUGUAAUCAUCAAACACAUCAUCAAACGCUAUGAAGCAUUAGGGUUCAACCCACCUGAAUUUUCUGCUUUCUUCUCUGAUCUUCCUAGCAAUGACUUCAAUACUCUUUUUCAACUCCUUCCUCCAUUAGCCAACUAUGGUGUUAGCAUGGAAGAGUGUCUUGCUGCUAAUAAUACUCGCUCCUACUUCGCGGCUGGUGUCCCCGGAUCUUUCUACCGGAGACUUUUUCCGGCGAGGUCUGUUGAUGUUUUCCACUCAGCAUUUUCACUGCAUUGGUUAUCUCAGGUACCAGAAUCUGUUCAGGAUAAGAGGUCAAAUGCAUACAACAAAGGAAGGGUUUUUAUCCAUGGUGCUAGUGACAUGACAACAAAUGCAUACAAGAAACAAUUCCAAAGAGACUUGGCAGGUUUUCUUAGCUCAAGGUCAGCAGAGAUGAAAAGUAAGGGGUCCAUGUUCUUGGUUUGUUUAGGCAGAACUUCAGUGGACCCUACUGACCAAGGUGGGGCUGGUCUCCUCUUUGGGACCCACUUUCAGGAUGCUUGGGAUGAUCUUGUCCAAGAGGGCUUAAUUAGCACUGAGAAAAGAGACAGUUUCAACAUUCCAAUUUAUGCACCAACCCUCCAAGACUUCAAAGAGGUAGUUGAAGCUGAUGGUUCAUUUUCCAUAAACAAGCUUGAAGUUGUUAAAGGAGGAAGCCCUCUAGUUGUUAACCAACCAGAUGAUGCAAGUGAAGUAGGAAGAGUUCUAGCCAAUAGCUGUAGGAGUGUUUCUGGAGUUCUUGUUGAUGCUCAUAUUGGUGACAAGCUAAGUGAAGAACUUUUCCUUAGAGUGGAGAAAAGAGGCACAAACCAUGGCAAAGAGCUAUUGGAGAAGCUUCAAUUGUUUCACAUUGUUGCUUCCCUUUCUCUGGUUUAAUGAGGAGAGAUUGAGAGAGAGAAAAAAAAGAUCCUUUGAACAUAAUAAGUUAUAAGACAACAAAGAAAAAGGCUUCUUUAGCUCUUUUUCUCUCUCUUUUUUGUGUGUGCUGUUUUAAACUUUUAGUGCAAAGAAAGGUCUAUUCCAUCCUCUAAUUUUACUCUUUGAUUGUUAUUUUAUGAGUUGGUGUUGAUUA